Diceros bicornis minor is the source of this 2747-nucleotide messenger RNA. RefSeq names its product epithelial splicing regulatory protein 2 (gene ESRP2). The record is from RefSeq and is a predicted model, not a curated record. NCBI's taxonomy places the organism in Eukaryota, Metazoa, Chordata, Mammalia, Perissodactyla, Rhinocerotidae. The transcript is spliced from 15 exons. Gene Ontology annotation, molecular function: RNA binding. Bases 167 to 2320 code for a protein of 717 amino acids. Gene Ontology annotation, cellular component: ribonucleoprotein complex.
AGAGAGGGCGGGUCUCAGCAGCUCCCACUGCGCCAGCCGGGCCGCAGGUGCCGCCCCCGACACACGGUGUCCCGCCCAACCUGAUCCGCGUCUGCCGUCGGUCGGUGCGUGCGUGCACCUCGUCCGUUCGCGUGUAUCUGGCCGAGCGCCCCCUUCCUCUGCGGCCAUGACUCCGCCGCCACCCCAGCCACCGCCCCCGGGCCCGAACCCCGCCUCAGACUCCGCCGCCGCCCCCGUCCCCGGGCCUGGACCCCUGGUCGUACUGUUCGGGGCCACGGCUGGUGCGCUGGGGCCGGACCUGGGCUCCGACGAGACCGACUUAAUCCUCCUAGUCUGGCAAGUGGUGGAGCCGCGGAGCCGCCAGGUGGGGACGUUGCACAAAUCACUGGUUCGCGCCGAGGCGGCUGCACUGAGCUCGCAGUGCCGCGAGGCGAGCGGCCUGAGCACCGACAGUCUGGCGCGGGCCGAGCCACUGGACAAGGUGCUGCAGCAGUUCUCACAGCUGGUGAGCGGGGAUGUGGCUCUGCUAGGCGGGGGCCCCUACGUGCUCUGCACUGAUGGGCAGCAGCUGCUGCGACAGGUCCUGCACCCUGAGGCCUCCAGGAAGAACCUGGUGCUCCCCGACACCUUCUUCUCCUUCUACGACCUCCGCAGAGAGUUCCAUGUGCAGCACCCGAGUGCCCACCCUGCCAGGGACCUCACUGUGGCCACCAUGGCACAGGACUUGGGGCUGGAGACGGAUGCCACAGAGGAUGAUUUUGGGGUCUGGGAAGUGAAGACAAUGGUAGCUGUCAUCCUCCACCUGACUGAAGGGCCCAGUGGUCAAUUGUUUUUGAAGCCUGAGGUGGUAAAGCAGAAAUACGAGACAGGGCCUUGCAGCAAGGCAGACGUGGUGGACAGUGAGACUGUGGUUCGGGCUCGUGGGCUGCCCUGGCAGUCAUCAGACCAGGAUGUGGCUCGCUUUUUCAAAGGUCUCAACAUUGCCAGGGGUGGUGUAGCACUCUGCCUCAACGCCCAGGGCCGCAGAAAUGGUGAGGCCCUCAUCCGCUUUGUGGACAGCGAGCAGCGGGACCUAGCGCUGCAGAGACACAAGCACCACAUGGGUGUCCGCUAUAUUGAGGUAUAUAAAGCAACAGGAGAAGAGUUUGUAAAGAUCGCAGGGGGCACAUCACUAGAAGUGGCUCGUUUCCUGUCACGGGAAGACCAAGUGAUCCUGCGGUUGCGGGGACUGCCCUUCUCUGCUGGGCCAGCAGACGUGCUAGGCUUCCUGGGGCCAGAGUGCCCAGUGACUGAGGGUGCCGAUGGGCUGCUCUUUGUGCGCCACCCUGACGGCCGGCCCACUGGUGAUGCCUUUGCCCUCUUUGCCUGUGAGGAACUGGCACAGGCUGCACUGCGCAGGCACAAGGGCAUGCUGGGUAAGCGAUACAUUGAACUCUUCCGGAGUACUGCAGCUGAGGUGCAGCAGGUCCUGAACCGCUAUGCAUCCAGCCCACUCCUUCCCACAGUGACUGCUCCACUGCUGCCCAUCCCCUUUCCACUGGCAGCUGGGACCGGGAGAGACUGUGUACGCCUUCGAGGCCUGCCCUAUACAGCCACCAUUGAAGACAUCCUAAGCUUUCUCGGGGAGGCAGCAGCUGACAUCCGGCCCCAGGGUGUGCACAUGGUGCUCAACCAGCAGGGCCGGCCAUCAGGCGAUGCCUUCAUCCAGAUGACAUCAGCAGAGCGGGCCCUAGCUGCUGCUCAGCGUUGCCAUAAGAAAGUCAUGAAAGAACGCUACGUGGAGGUGGUCCCCUGCUCCACAGAGGAGAUGAGCCGUGUGCUAAUGGGUGGCACCUUGGGCCGCAGUGGCAUGUCCCCUCCACCCUGCAAGCUGCCUUGUCUCUCACCACCUGCCUACGCCACCUUCCAGGCCACCCCAACACUCAUUCCCACCGAGACAGCAGCUCUGUAUCCCUCUUCAGCACUGCUCCCUGCUGCCAGGGUGCCUGCUGCCCCCACCCCCGUUGCCUAUUACCCAGGGCCAGCCACUCAACUCUACAUGAACUACACAGCUUACUACCCCAGCCCCCCCGUUUCUCCCACCACUGUGGGCUACCUCACCACACCCCCUGCUGCCCUGGCCUCUGCUCCCACCUCAGUGUUGUCCCAGCCGGGAGCUCUGGUCCGUAUGCAGGGUGUCCCAUAUACAACUGGUAUGAAGGAUCUGCUCAGCGUCUUCCAAGCCUACCAGCUAGCCCCUGAUGACUACACCAGUCUGAUGCCUGUUGGUGACCCGCCUCGCACUGUGCUACAGGCCCCCAAAGAGUGGGUGUGUUUGUAGGUGAGGAAGCCAGGAGGUAAGAGCUGGCUGAUGUCCUCAGCUAACAUGUCUCCUGCGUCCAGAGAACCAGCGCUCUCAACCUGGUGGCUUCUUUCUGGCUUGUCAGAGCUCUCAGAAGGCACCCAGAGGAGCUCAAGCCCCAGCUCCAUCCCUCACUUAUUGCUCUGCCUGUUCACACCAAAGAUGAUGGCUGGACCCUGCAUGCAAGGCGGGGGCUAGAAUGGUGCUACCCUGCUCCUGAUGGCCUGAUCUGGGCCUCCUGAGUAGCACCCAGAGAGCCUUUGGUCUUGUUCUGGCUAUGGCCCAUGCCCACAGAUUGUGUGGGGCUGACAUCCACAGCAGGCUUGCUUUCUUUUUAAAAAUAUAAGCCCUGAUGCCUUCAAUGUAUGACUCUUGGGAGCUUCUGAGUAAAGAUCCCAAUGUUCUA